Cucumis sativus (cucumber) is the source of this 652-nucleotide messenger RNA. RefSeq names its product protein RADIALIS-like 1. The record is from RefSeq and is a predicted model, not a curated record. The coding region runs from base 153 to 392 and encodes 79 amino acids. The transcript is spliced from 2 exons. Gene Ontology annotation, molecular function: DNA-binding transcription factor activity. NCBI's taxonomy places the organism in Eukaryota, Viridiplantae, Streptophyta, Magnoliopsida, Cucurbitales, Cucurbitaceae.
CUUCUUUCCCACAAAUCCCAUUCAGAUCCUUUUUCCUUAGAACAGAAAUAUUGAAUUCUUUUUAUUCUAACCCAUUUUUUUUCUCUAGUUUUGCUCUCUCCAUUAUUUGAAACCCAAUUAAAGUUAGAAAUAUACAUUCAAGAAAUUAAACUAUGGCCUCAUUGUCAGCUCAUGGGUCAGGUGUAUGGACUGCAAAGCAAAACAAGGCAUUUGAAGAAGCUUUGGCAAUGUAUGAUAAAGACACACCUGAUAGAUGGUUGAAUGUUGCAAAAGCCAUUGGUGGGAAAACUGAAGAGGAAGUCAAAAGGCAUUACCAACUUCUUCUGGAGGAUGUUAAGCAUAUUGAGUCGGGCAAAGUUCCUUUUCCUUACAGAAGCUCAAGAAGCAAUUAAUUGCUACUAACAUAUGAUCAAAAGAUGGAGGAUGAGAAAGAUGAAGUUGAAUGAAGCCAGGUGCAGUACUGGAAGAAUAAAAAGGAAAGAGCCAUUUUCUUGCUGUUGCACCAUUUUCUUCUUUUCUAACAAAACAGCAAUAUAUAUAUAAUAUAUAUUUGAAGUUCCUUAUUGUAUCUUUUCAAAUCCAAUUGUAAUGCUCAAAUGAAUAAGCUUUUAUGAAUUAAACCAUCAAUAUAAUGAUUUAUAUUGAGAUUGAA